Molecule: messenger RNA, 261 nt
Organism: Hydatigera taeniaeformis
Lineage: Eukaryota; Metazoa; Platyhelminthes; Cestoda; Cyclophyllidea; Taeniidae
Source: the annotation of a GenBank genome assembly
AUGCGAGUGGUGGUGGACAGGGAGUGGGAAGGGGAUGGAGGAGAAGGUGUGCAGAUGUGUAAUUGUGCUGGACAGUUGGAUGGGGUGUGGUUGGGAGGGUGGGAUGGAAAUGAAGACGGUGGUAUGAGGUGGGGUGGGGUGGGGUGGACUGGACUGGAUUGGACUAAGCUGAGAUGGACUGGAUACGGCUGGGCUAAACGGGCUGGGAUGGAGGAGAUGGUCAUGGUGGGAUGGCGUGUGGUGUGGCAAUUGGGCCUUUGA